Messenger RNA from Effrenium voratum, 822 nucleotides. The record is from the annotation of a GenBank genome assembly. NCBI's taxonomy places the organism in Eukaryota, Dinophyceae, Suessiales, Symbiodiniaceae.
UGGCGUCCGACAAAGCGCGCAACGCAAAAGGAACAUCACACUUGCUCUCCCGUGAUCGCCAGACUACCGCCCCAUGAAGCGUCAAGAGCAUGUGGUGCCCUCUCACGCAGCGGGCAUGUCCAGCCUCAGGGACACGAAGCGAACCCUGGAGAUGCGGAGAGGGCUGAACACCCAGGGCAUGGUCGCGAACGACAGCUACCAGACACGGCGCACCCUCGCGGCGCACUCCUUGCUGGGCACACGUGACCAGACGCUGCUGAUUGGCGCGGAGCGCAGCCGACAGUUGCGGGAGCUUCAGGUGGUGGACCCCGCGCACUUCCCGAGCUACAUGCAGCGGUCGCUUUCUGAGAGCACCCUGCAGCGCUGGCAGGAGGGUCCGCCCAAGACGACGACGCUGAGCCCUCCGGAGGUCAUUGCCACGCAGGACAUCCGACUUCGAGCCGCGCUGGCGCCUGCGGGGACCGUUUCUGAGACCUGGAGCCAAGACAAGAUCUGCAACUGGUCGGCUGUGAAGUACAACCUUCUAGCAGAGCAGGCGACUCCCAUCAGAUCCUGGGACAAGACGGGCUUCAUGGCGCUGGGGCAUCGGGACCCAAGCGCGCCGGGAGUGUGGCUUCCGAAGCCCCGCGCCUGAGAAGAGUGCGGAGUGCGGCCGCCGAGUGCGGCCGCCGGCCAGGGCCGAAGGGCAGUCCGGUCACUCCGAAGGAGUUUGCGGAUCGUCCGGAGCCGGCGGGUUGCUUGGCCCAGCGAGUCGUGUGUUGAGUUCUCGGGUUUCACCCAGGAAAGAAAGAGCUGCCGCGAGCGUGGAGCGGCAUUCCAAGG